Messenger RNA from Spinacia oleracea (spinach), 1836 nucleotides. RefSeq names its product protein RETICULATA, chloroplastic. Gene Ontology annotation, cellular component: chloroplast inner membrane. The record is from RefSeq and is a predicted model, not a curated record. Gene Ontology annotation, biological process: plant organ development. The transcript is spliced from 8 exons. NCBI's taxonomy places the organism in Eukaryota, Viridiplantae, Streptophyta, Magnoliopsida, Caryophyllales, Amaranthaceae. Bases 193 to 1407 code for a protein of 404 amino acids.
GGAGUACACGUAACUUUUGAAUUUUGACUCGAUUAAGCUUCUGCCCGAGAAUAUGAAAUAGUGAUUCCACAAAACCUCAUAGCCCCUCUUACAACCGCAGUCCUGCUCCCUACCUUUGCCACCCUCCUCCCUUCACUGUUCAAGUUCAUCAAAUUUCUGGGUUCUGAUUAUACGAGAGUUCAUUGAGGUGCAAUGUCGGUUGGUUCAUCAAACUUCAUAUCACAUUUCUACGGCACUACUUUAAAUGAGACGAACUUGAGCAGGCAAUGGAAUUGCAAUUUUGUGCGUGUAUGUAAGGCCGUAGGUUUUUCUCAAACCAAAGAUGCUGUAAGAGUCACGAAUUUGUACCUGUCGAACCAAUGUAAUGAUGCUUUCCUUGUGAAAUGCUAUAAUGAAAAAUCUACAAAGACAGUGUCCAUUCCAGACGAUAAUGAAGUUUUAGAGGGGUCUGGAGAUGAUAACGGGAAGAUUCCACCAGAAAAUGGAGAUUAUGGCCGUGGCGGCGGCGGUGGCGAAGGGGGUGAUGAAGAUGAAAAGGAAUUUGGUCCACUUUUAAAAUUCGAGGAUGUGAUGAGAGAGACUGAGAAACAUGGGGCAACUCUUCCUUCAGAUUUACUGGAAGCUGCCAAAACUACAGGGAUAAGAGAACUAAUACUGAUGCGAUAUUUGGAGUUGCAGGGAUCAGCUGGCCCACUAGGCUUUCUGAUGAGGCAUUGUUCAAUGCUCCGCAACAGGAUGUUAGCAGAUCCUGCAUUCUUAUUCAAAGUUGGGACUGAGAUAGUUAUAGAUUCUUGUUGUGCAACAUUUGCUGAAGUUCAGAAAAGGGGGAAAGAUUUUUGGAACGAGUUUGAGUUGUAUGCUGCAGAUCUUCUGGUAGGUGUGGUUGUCGACAUAGCCUUGGUUGGUAUGCUAGCACCAUAUGCUCGUAUUGGGCAACAAACAGUAUCAAAAGGAUUUCUGGGACGUUUCCAGCAUGCUACUCGUACCCUACCUAGUAGUGUCUUUGAAGCUGAAAGACCAGGAUGUAGGUUUUCAGUAGAGCAAAGAAUUGCAACAUACUUCUACAAGGGUGUACUAUAUGGGGCUGUUGGAUUUGGAUGUGGAAUAGUUGGCCAAGGAAUUGCAAAUAUGAUCAUGACUGCUAAACGGAGCAUAAACAAGUCAGAUGAUGAUAUACCUAUUCCACCACUCGUGAAAAGUGCUGCACUCUGGGGUGUCUUUUUGGCCAUCUCCUCCAACACACGAUACCAGAUAGUAAAUGGACUAGAACGUGUUGUUGAAGCAUCACCGUUGGGAAAGAAGGUUCCGCCUGUUGCAAUGGCUUUCACAGUUGGUGUACGAUUUGCCAACAAUAUAUAUGGUGGUAUGCAGUUUGUGGAUUGGGCAAAAUUGAGUGGUGUGCAAUAGUCUGACCAAAAGCUUCAUUGGCGCACCCAUGCUCGACUUGGGUUUCAUGUUCUCAUACUGGUUCAUAGUGCCACGUAGCAAAUAAGAGAUGUUGAUUCAGUUAUGCUCUAACUUUUUUUCCAAAUAAAGACAGUGCUCUGUCCAUGACAAGAAGCAGAAGGGCAGGUUUUGUAGUUGUUUGUGUAAUCUUUCUAUUUUCUCCCAUGUUCAGUAAAGAAACACCUGACUGUUAGGUGUUAGGUGUUAGAUAAUGGAAACAUUUUAUUAAUAACAUCUUCAAAAACGGCUACCAGAUAUCGUCCCACAGCUAGAAGAAGAUCACUGCAGCGUGACUGAAUAUAGAGCAGUAAGGUGUCUUGCAAUAUACUGUAAAUGCAUUGUUGAUUACUUGAUUCUGGUAAAUCUUUUUUAUUGAUGAGCCUUUCACAA